This is a messenger RNA of Liolophura sinensis, 3787 nucleotides long. Its product is annotated as GATOR2 complex protein MIOS-A-like. Gene Ontology annotation, molecular function: protein binding. The transcript is spliced from 27 exons. Gene Ontology annotation, cellular component: cytoplasm. The record is from RefSeq and is a predicted model, not a curated record. Lineage: Eukaryota; Metazoa; Mollusca; Polyplacophora; Chitonida; Chitonidae. Bases 33 to 2654 code for a protein of 873 amino acids. Gene Ontology annotation, biological process: positive regulation of TORC1 signaling; cellular response to amino acid starvation.
UAGGCGUGACCAGUUGGGUGAAAAAUGUCACCAUGACAACGGGAACCAAGGGAGAAGUUCAUUGGUCGCCUGUCCAUGAUGGACAGUUUGUGAUAAACCAUGGCUCCAAUAUCAGUCUGUACAAGGUGGAGAAGAACAAAACCAGCCAAAACUGUAUAAAACUCUCGACAGACAGAUGGGCCACACAGUUAGCUGUCAGUUCCGAUGACCUACAGUACAUGAAGUGCCUGGCAUGGCGCCCUCUGAACAGCCCAGACAACAUCAUAGCAGUGGGUCAAGCUAAUGGAAGAGUACUCCUCACAAGCUUUGGCAAUAAAACAAAUGAUCUUGUGGGGAAAGAAUUUGCCCCACGUCAUUCCCGGCAGUGCAGCUACCUGGCCUGGAAUCCGUUAGAGCCUAACCUUCUUGCAGAGGGAUUUGAGAGAUACAAAAAUGACCAUUGUAUUGCAAUCUGGGAUGUUACUGCCAAGCCUUACACCAAUGAGAUGCCUGCAACACCAGACCGUCAACGAGUCAGCCUCAGCGAGUCCGGGGUGAUUUGCAGGCCUCACACAGAGUUAGGUCCGGGGGAAGGGUCGUCUUCAUUCUCCUGGUUCACCUCCACCAAUAAGUGCUUUGUGACGGGAAUCAACGGGAAGAAUUUAAGAAUCUAUGAUCUCAGAGCUGGCAUGGAGACGUCAAGAGCACAGAAAGUUGCUAUGACGAAGUUAGUGUGGGGAGUGUGCGUGGACCCUCAGUGUGACAAGAGAGUCGCCUCUUUCUUUGAGAAUGUUGUAGCGGUAUGGGACACCAGGAACUUUGACAGACCUCUAGUGACUCUACCUCAGGAGAUGAAGCCUGUGCUCAGGAUAGAUUGGUGCCCAACCAGGCUAGGUUUGUUAACCACAUUGACCAAAGAGAGCGGAGUGAUCAAACUUCAUGACAUCAGACAUUCCUCUGUGGGUACAGACGAACCAGAACCUAAUAUAAUGGAGAGAUUCAUACAGCCGCUGGCACAUGAAAAUAUUACAUCUUACUCUUGGAAUCCAAAACUAGAAAAUCGUCUCUUGGUGGCUACACCAAGGGGGAAUCUGAAGGAAACCACAGUUUAUGAAAGAAUUGCAUUGAGCUGGUCAGCUGAGGAUCAUGUGACCUGGUCAUGCAGCAGGAAGACGAUAGACUGUAGUUAUAAUGGAAAACUCGAAUCGGCCGAUAUUUCCUUGAAAAUACGUCACAGAGCUUUGAGUGGAUAUGGCUUGAGGAUGGAGCAGUUGUGGGAAAAUGCUGAGCUUAUGGAGAAUGAACCCAAUCUGAAGACUCUGUGGAUGUGGUUGGAUUCUGUCAAAUCCCUGAUUGAAGAAAACAAGAAACAUAGCCAGGUGAAGAACGGCAUAUCCAAGUUUGUGGGAGUUCAGCAUGUGCUAAGGGGAGACAAAUCUGAGCUUGACGGGGAUAGUUCCACGGAGCACUAUAAACAUUUCACGGACCUCGAGCACAGUUCUCCCCUGAGAAUGUAUCAGAGUGACGUCAGGUCACGCGCUCUACAGCUGUGUGGCUGGACUACUGAAGGAUUGGGCAGUAAACUGCACAGCCUGAAGGAGGAUGGGUGGUAUGAGAGAGCAGCUGCCCUGGCCUUGUUCAACCUAGACCUGAAUACCACCUUGGGGAUCCUUAGUCACGGGGCAGAGGUGUCGCGUGCCUCAGACUCCACUAGUGCCUCUACACUGAAUGCGGUUGCCAUGGCAUUAUCAGGCUACACAGAAGACCCAGCUGCUCUCUGGCAGAGGAUGUGUAUGGGGCUGUGUCGACAGCUGACGGACCCUUACCUACGCGCUAUGUUUGCCUUCCUCACAGGAGAGCGCCUGGACUAUGAAGACGUUUUGAAUGAGGAUGGAAUGCAGAUUCAGGACAGAGUGGCUUUUGCCUGUAUAUUUCUCUCAGACAUUAAGUUGGCUGACUACAUCGACAGACUUACGGCACGACUGACGGAGGAGGGAGAUUUAGGGGGUAUACUUCUGACAGGUCUGACAACAGAGGGUGUUACUCUGCUGGAGAAGUAUGUUGACAACACGGGAGAUGUGCAGUCAGCUGCCCUUGCUUGUAUCUCCACUUUUCCCAGUGAAAUUGCCAAAGACAAGCGGGUCCAAGCAUGGAUUGAUAACUAUUGUAACUUACUGGACAGAUGGCGGCUGUGGCACCAAAGGGCGGAGCUGGACAACCUGCGUUACUGUAACUCCGGCCUCUCUGGGUUAUCCCAGCCCCCGUCUCAGGUGUAUGUCAGCUGUAACUUCUGUGGCAAGUCCAUCUCCUCCAACAAUCCUGUCAGACAGAGACCCUUCCCAGGCCUGUAUGGAUCCCAGCAAACAAAGUCACGGAUAUCCAGCUGUCCUGGCUGUAGAAAACCCCUGCCUCGUUGUGCCCUCUGUCUGAUGCACAUGGGCACAGCCUCGGGCACACAGAGACAGAACCAGCCGAACAAAACAGAUAACCUACCUGCCAAGCUAACGCUGUUCAACACCUGGUUCACCUGGUGCCAGACCUGUCGCCAUGGCGGCCACGCAAGUCACAUCCUUGAAUGGUUCAGGGACAACAUGGAGUGUCCUGUGACAGGCUGCAACUGUAAAUGUAUGAUGUUAGACUCCAUAGGCCGGCUGAUGAACGAGGCUCAUUCCUGACCCAGACAACAUGGCCGUGCUACAAACAGAGGUGAAGCUGCAAUUAAACUGAUCCUAGCACAGGACAUCAAUGGUUGUGCUUGAGAACAGAGGUGAACCUGCAAUCUCUGGAGAGAUACACAAAUCUGAUCCUAGCACAGGACAUCAAUGGUUGUGCAUGAGAACAGAGGUGAACCUGCAAUCUCUGGAGAGAUGCACAAAUCUGACUUUAGCAUAGGACAACAAUGGUUGUGCUUGAGAACAGAGGUGAACCUGCAAUCUCUGGAGAGAUACACAAAUCUGAUCCUAGCACAGGACAUCAAUGGUUGUGCUUGAGAACAGAGGUGAACCUGCAAUCUCUGGAGAGAUACACAAAUCUGAUCCUAGCACAGACAUCAUGGCUAUGCUUCAGAGCAGAGGUGAAACAGCAAUCUCGGGAGAUUUGCAAAUCUGAUCAUAAUGCAGACAUCAGUGGUCGUGCUUCAGAGCAAAGAUGAAAUUGGAGGUUCUGCAGUCUCUGACAAGAUACAUGUGUAUGUGUAUGCAAAUCAGACAGUGAUGCAGACAACAUGGUGGAACUCAGAAGCAGAGGUGAAGUGGCAUCCUCCAGACAUGUAUGCAAAUAUGAUGUUGCAAACUGCUUGACAAAACAUGUGAAAUUCCAUGUGACAUAUGAGAAUUCCUACAUUUUAUCUAUAAACAUGCUUAGCUUACCAACACAUAUAGAGGCCAUCAGAAAGAACCCCAGUCUUGUUGUUGUCAUGACAACCUGGUUAAAGGGAGAAAACAUUAAAAAUGAAGUAUUGUAUUUCACCUAAAGUUUAGCAUUUUUCAAGUGACACAUUUUGCUUGAUUCUGACUGAGGAGUUUGUUUAUGAAGUUUGAUUAAUUUGUUAUCAGAAAGACUAAAGUGUUGCCACAAACAGCCAUACUAAAUACUACAUGCAUUUUUCAUUUUUUUAAUGUUUCUUUCCCAUUUAGUAAAAAAUAAUGCUACCCUGGCAUUGUGAAAAGCUUCUAACGAAUUCUAACAUCUAUUGUGACUACAGGAUUUACAGUUUCACGUUUCUUGUGAGCAUCAUUCUGUGUAGACGCGCACAGUUCAUUCUUUGUUUUUUACCGAACUUCAGGUGUAUACAGUUAUCAUUUGAAAG